UUAAAAACAUUUUUUUUCCUUUAAUGAGAACAAACCUUCGAACUUGAACAAGCAAAGUAUAUUCUCACUCACUGUAAUACUGUAUGACCUUUUUUUGAUAACCCCAAGUACUUAUUUUUAAUUGUAUCUCUACGUUCCAUUUCCCACCUUUUCCAGCUUUGAUUGCAUCAUUUUGGACUGAAAUAUGUGUGUGAGAGAGAGAUACUUCUUUGAAUGAUUGAAAGAGAAAAGAAAAGCUAAUGGUAUUGUUAGCAACUGUUAUGUACAUAGGGGAAGAAGACUGAAUGUGAAUGUGUAAUUUUCACUGCCUUCAAUCUUCUCCUUUUGCAGGGAUAAGGUGUUUGAGCAACAAAAAGUUUUCUCAGAUUUACGGAAGAAUAUAGAAACAAUGGAGGAAAAUAGUGUAACCAGUCUUAGGACACAGGUUAAUCUUGGCUCUGAAGUAUACAUGCAAGCUGAUGUGCCAGACACUACACGCAUAUUUGUAGAUAUUGGACUAGGAUUUCAUGCAGAGUUCACGUGGUCCGAAGCCUUAAAUUAUAUAACUUUAAGGGAGGAAAGAUUAUCCAAGCAAGUUGAAGAGUAUACUCACCUUAUUGCAUCAAUUAAAGCCCAGAUAAAAUUGGCAUGCCAAGGAAUAAGGGAGUUGCUCCAACUUCCAGCAGAGAAACCCUUACCCCAGCGUAUCCUAACUUUUGAUUGUAAAGUUAAGGUUAUGACAAGUUUUAUACAGUUCACAUAAUGCACUCAAAAAUCCAUAUGGUACAUAAUUACAGAAGCUUUGUUACCAGGUUCUGAUAUAUGUAUAUUUCUUUAUGAAAUCAGUUUCAAAAUAAUGAGGAAAACCAGUUUUAAUCAAUGACUUAAAAAGAUUAAACAUUCCUCUAUACAACUUAGCAUUUUUAUUUAUAAUAAAAUACAGUACAACACAGUUCCUUUACUUUACAUGUAGAGAGUUAUUAAAACAUAAAAAACUAUCUCGUGCCUGCAAUUAAACCAUAGGAAGAGAUGAAGGUCACAUGUCCACGAGUGACCUCCUCCCAAGUUUAUUCAUAGCCCUCACCUAAUUAUGGUCGAGGAAAAUCGUGGUUACAUACCCACCAGUGACCUAACUAUUCAUAGCCCUAAACAUCAUAAAUUAUAAAGAAAACCAGAUAAUAUAAGUACACAAAAUACCCACAAGGACACAAAUACCAAAACAACCAAAUUAUAAUCCAACAUGAACAUUACUUGUUUCAGGUUGUGAAAUCUCCUCUAUCAUCUGCAAUACUAGUCUCUGCAUUAGAGGAAAAUUGAAGGUAAAAGAUAUGCAUAUGAUUAAGUGGUGAAAGAAUUGUGAAGCUAUUGAUCGAAAUAAACAAAUUAUUAAACAGUAAAGCCAAACAAAAUAAACUCCCUUGAAGUAAAAAUGCAAUUGUUGUAUGGAUAAUAGAUAAAAUUAUAAACCAUAAUGUAUAUAUUUUAUUGUGGAAAAGAACUUCUGCAUAUUUUGGAUAUCCCAGAAGUAAUUUUCAAGAAAAUGUUACAUAAAGAAAAAAUGUAAACUGUUUGUAAACUCACCUGAUAAUUUAUAACAUCUUUCAUUGAUUGAAUAACAGACGAAAAACAAGAGUCUUCGGUAAACCCUAGGCCAUGCUCUAUACAAUUACACGGUGGUUGUUGAUUAGAAAAUACAUACCAAACUGGACAUUGGGUAUGUGACUAAUGUUGGCCCAAUACUCUUCAUUCCCACUCUCCUCUGGGUCAUAUUUUUUCUUCACCAGAGGACAAUCAUCUAUCUCUAAAGAGGUGAGGGAGGUUGGGAACCCUUCUCCUGACAAUGUCUCCAACUCAGGGCAGUCCAAGAUCUCAAGUGUUUUCAAGGAGGUGAGUUGUCUAAGUCCAUUUUUGUCCAGGCUUCUAAGUUUCGCAAAUGACAUAAUACUAAGAGAGGUAAUAGUGGUUGGCAGCAGCCCUUCCUCCGAAAAUGGUUCCAUAUCUUCUUUAUUACCAAAAUAUGAAGAAUGGUAAGAUGGGGUAGUGUUUGCCAAUUCCAUUUCAUCCUCAAUAAUACAUCAUAGGAUAUUCGAAGUCUUGACAAACUAACAGGAAGACUACCUUCAUCUUCAGGAAAAGGCUCCAUCAACGGACAAUCUAUGACUUCAAAAUCAUUCAAAGCUGAGAGGGAAGUCAUCUUUUAAGGCAACCACUUCAAUUUAAGGCAAUAAUUAAUGACAAACUCAAUCAGCUUCGGAGCAAUAAGUCCACCAUUUGGGAAUGAUACAAAACUACCACAAUGCUCGAUAUGUAAAUAUGUUAGUUCCUCAAGAGAUUUCCCAUCAGACAUUGAAAGAGCUUCAAAAUAGUGGUUGUUACCAAUUGAAAGAGUUUUGAGAUUGGGGAAUAAAUCCAUAUUGAGGGAUCUAAACGAUGAUCCACAAGACAACAAUUGAAGCUUCUGAAGAGGAGGGUAGAGUGGAGGGAGAGUGGAAGAAACAUCCAUUACCAAAUUCGCUAGGUGAUGACUACUCAUUUUCCUGAUACAUGAUCUUGGGAGACUUAAUAAUUCACAUUUCUUGUCUCCUUCAAUUCUAAUAUCCGCUAAUGAAGGAAAGAAGCGAGGCAAAUCUCCAACAAGCUUCGGACAAUUGAAAAUUUCAAGUGUUUUGAGCUUCUUAUAUGUCGUUGCCUCUUCAGUUUGCAUUGAAUGCCAUUGCUCCCAUGAUGGCAUGUUCUCAAAUCUCAAUGUUUCCAAUGAUGAAAAUGGCUUCUUGACAGAACUAUUCCCAUAAAACUCAGCUCCCACCAUCACUACUUAAUUGAAUCUUGAAAUGUAAAGAUCUUUUAGCAAAGAAAGUUGCCCAAAGGGUGGUAAAAUGGAACAACGCUCACAACCAUCAACCCUUACUUCAACAAUGUUGCUAAACAAAUCAUUCCCAACCCAAUUCGGAAAUUUUGAGCCUGGGUAAUUAAGAAUUUUGAGUUGCUUCAACAUUGUGUUUGGUGAAAGGAUUUUGAGCACACCCUCUCCAUGUUUUGGAUCAACAACAACAUCAUUAAAACUCCAUGCCAAACACGAUUUCUCAAGUUGCUUCUUAUCCAAUACAUUAACUUGAUCUGAUGCUUUUGUAAUAAUGACCACAUUUUCUAACUUCAUGAUGGAAAGCUCCCCAUGUAGACUUUGAAGUUCUACUAACUCUUCUAUUUUAGCACCACUAUUCUUUCCCACAACAAAAGUUGUCAACAUUUGGAGAUUUCUUAAUUUACAUAUUUGGCUUGGCAUCUCAACUAGGCUACCUCCACUAACAACGAGAUGUCUUAAAUUAAUGAGAUGAUGCAUAUCUUUAUGCAAAGUUUCAAGUUGAUCACAAUCUUCUAAUUUCAACGUUUGCAAAUUGUACAAUUUAGUUACAGAUUUGGGCAACCUCACAAUCUUGGUGCCAGAAAUAUCUAAAUAGCGAAGAUGUUUUAGUUCACCGAUUAAAUCAGAUAACUCAGUUAUAUGAAGGCCACGAAAAGAUAAUACUCUCAAAUAUUUCAACAUCGAUAGCAGAUUCUGCACUACUUCCUUAGAAAAAUUGAUUUCAGAAUAUCUUGAAUCAAAUGUUAAAAAGGUUCGCAAACGAGUAGUUUCAAAAUCAUAAUUAGAUAUUUUGUUAUCAAUAUAAAUUUUCAUGUCACAUCCAAGGUGACGUGUCUUCUUCUCAAGCCUAUCAAUGUCAUCAUUUUCCUCUAACAAACAAUUAUAUUUUUCAGAAAUAGUUCUAGCCAAAUCAACCAUAAGAUCAUGCAUGACAAAAAUGAAUUUACCUGUCUUGGUGAAGAGAAUAGUAAAUUAAAGUAUAGCAACAUGACACUAAACAAGUACCAUUUCAACUUAAGAGAAUAGUAAAUUAAAGAGGCAUAGAAAAUUUAAAAGUUGAACUUUUUCUCAACUCUGAUUCCAUGCUCCGAAAUACCAAGAUUCCAUACUUGGUUUAGACUCGAAAUGUAAUUGAUCUAAUUCAAUCCAAUUCAAUCGACUAUACAAAACCAAAGAGAAUUACACCAUCAAACAUCUCAAAAGAUUUUGUAACAGUAACUAAUUGUUCAGAAAAUUAAAUAGGAUUUUUGUAAACAAUCCAUGCACAAAUCUUCCUCUUCAUUAUAGAGUCGACCAUAGGAAGAGAUGAAGGUCACAUGACAUGUCCACCGAGUGACCUAUUUCCCAAGUUUAUUCAUAGCCCUCACUGCCGAGGAAAAUCGUGGUUACAAGCUAAAAUAUGUAGGAAAAACGAAACAAGUCUAAACCCACAAAUACAAAAACAACAAAAUUACAUUCUAACACAAACAUUGCUUGUUUCAUGUUGUGGAAGCCAUCUCUUUGCAUAAGGUUUCAACCAACAAUGAAAAAUUUACCAUUGAAAGAGUUAAAAGUAGUGAAUACUAUGCAAACAUACUGAGAUACUAAAACACACAUAUCUGUGUAAUCAUAUCUAUUUUCAAAAAGUAAGAGACCAAAAACAGGGGACUUAUGAGCUAUUUCACUAGUCAUUCCAUUCUCAUCAAAAGCUUGUCAAAACAAAUUGGAGCAAUAUAAUUAUAUAUACCUAUAUAUAUUAUAAUUUCUCAUAUCUAGUACUUUUAAAAAUUAGGUUGUACAUUAAGUAACAUGACAGCAACAUGGGUUUUUAGAGCAAAGCAUUUCGAAGACCUAUCCUUUCUAGACCUGAGCAGAGAAUGGAGAGUCUUGUUGUAACCUUGCUUCUGCAUUGUAAUUCCUUGUAUUUUUCUGUAUUUCGUUUUGAUUUUGUUUUGUUUGUUUUAUUCUUUUCUGCUUUUUGUACUUUCUCUGUCUCUUGUUUAAGCGGCUUUCCUCCGCCUUAAGUGAGGGCAUUAAUCUAUAGAAGAGGGUGAUCAGUCUAAGACAAUGAUCUCUCCUCUUUUUU
Cannabis sativa is the source of this 4907-nucleotide messenger RNA. RefSeq lists its product as uncharacterized. Gene Ontology annotation, molecular function: transcription coregulator activity. NCBI's taxonomy places the organism in Eukaryota, Viridiplantae, Streptophyta, Magnoliopsida, Rosales, Cannabaceae. The coding region runs from base 389 to 742 and encodes 117 amino acids. The transcript has 5 exons. Gene Ontology annotation, biological process: positive regulation of transcription by RNA polymerase II. The record is from RefSeq and is a predicted model, not a curated record. Gene Ontology annotation, cellular component: chromatin; mediator complex.